UUAGACAGGAACUGCGUUACUGGGUCAUAUACUGGCUGACUGAGCCUGCAGUUGAUCAGUUUCUACUUAGAGCUGGGGUCUGCCGUCCUUCUGCAGCACUGGGUGUGCGAACUAUCUGUGCAUUCAUGUUGGACACGGCUGGAGGAAUUAAUGCAGUUCUGAUCCUGUCAUCAAGCUGGGAGAGACAGCAGGAAUCUCAGAGCCUCCCCAUUGCAUUAUGAUCGCUGAAACUCUGUAGGCAUUGGGGUGCCUCCACUCUUCAGCUGCUGGCCUUACCUUCGGGACAAUGAACAAAGGAAGUGAGUCGGUGGCAGGUGAUGCAGAAGUUGGCUUGCGGAGUCACAGGUUGCUGGAGAUGUGCCUCAUUAUUGGGAUUCCUCCCAAAACCCUGCGGCGAGUGAUCCAGGACAUGCACAGCAAAUUCUUUGAUACUACAGAUGUCAUCCCAGAGGUUUUGUCCAUUCACGCACCACCAUUCACUGGGCCGCAGACAAACGCUCACACCCACUUACAGAGCCCACUGCAAAAGCCAGAAGAGAUCACAGCAUCAACGUUCUCUUCGAGCCAACUCUUUGGAAAUGGGGAACAUUUUAAGGAGCACCUCAACGUUCCGAGGGGUAUUGAGCUGUGUGGCCUGCCGGAGCUGUGCUUCCCAGAUGGAUUUAAGCUUCCAGUGGAAGAGCAGGAAGAGUCUUUUCAUUUCCUGGUCCUGACAGAUAUCCUCGGGAACAGACAGCAGGGAGUGGUACUUCACAUUAACAGAGAGAUAAAGGAGUCCGAUCUAUACCAGUCUCCCCCAGAGGACAUUGACCCCACAAUGGACUCUACUGAACCUUUCAAAGUCCUGGUUCCCUUUGGGAUCUGUGUCAUCACCAAGUUUCCAUAUUAUACAGUCCUGAAGGAUUGCCUUUCCUGCCUGCUGCUAGACCUGAAGUCCUGCGGAGAGAGAGAGUUCGAAAUGAAGGUGAAAGCAUUUGCAGCUCAGUUAGCUCUUGUCCCAUGCCCACCGCCAGGAUCCAUCCAGCUGUGCUUUGAGCUGGGCCCCCUCAGCAUCGUGCUGUCACCCCCUGAGGAUAUCGACAGCCCGGUUAUUGACAUCGGCCUCCACAUCCCAUUCCUUUGCUUCAAACCGGAGACUGUCCUGCAGAUUGUCACAUACAUCCUGACCGAGCGGAGACUGGUCUUCUUCUCCACAAACUGGCCACUGCUGACUCUGGUGACCGAGUGCUUCAUCCAUUAUCUGUACCCUCUCCAAUGGAGACACCCCUACAUCCCAGUCCUGGCCAAUCAGAUGCUGGACCUCGUGAUGGCACCCACUGUCUUCCUCAUGGGCUGCCAUUCCAGACACUUCGAUACAAUCAACGAGGUGGAAGAGUUAGUUCUGGUGGAUGUUGAUAACGGCACAGUCCUGACCACACAACACAAGGGCCUCGAGACCCCACACCUGCCCACAGCUGCAGUUGAAGAAUUUUUGACCAGCACCCAGCAGCUUCAAGCAAACACUGAGCUGUCUUCAGCCCAUCUUGCUUCCCACACUAACCUGGCAACAGCUCGAGAGAAGAAGCGCAAUCAGAGGCAACAAAUGAACCGACAGCUUCGACAGAUCUUCCUGCAGCUCGUCGGGAACCUCCUCAGGGAUGUCUCCAAACAUUUGAACCUUAAGCACCGUGUAUUCAACAAGAAGGAAUUUUUAGAUUCGCGACAGCCAGCUUCGCAGCCUUUCUACAACAGUUUCCUGAAGACUGACCUGUUCCAUGGCUUCCUGAAGGCUCGGAUGAGUAAGAAAGUGGAUGCAUUCACCCGUUGGGAGAGGAGUGAAUCGAGCAGAUUGAGCUUGGACCAGGCCCUGAACUCGUGCUCAUCGACCAACAUCUCAUCAACCUGUUCUAGGAAGAGAAAAGAUCACACUGGUGAAUCUCGUCAGACAUUGCCCACAAAUGCAAACGACGAGACACUGUCACUCGAACCGUUGGCACAACGCAACUCAUGGAAAAUGAACAAAACUUUAGGAAGAAUCAGUAGGAGUAAAGCACCACUCCGAACACUAUACCUACCUUCUUUCCCCUGUGACCCACUGGAUUCUCUCAGCGUCUCCCUGUAUUACACCAAGCUGAUUGUGCAGAUCAGCAGGACCAUUGACCAGACAGGGAUAGAGGACUCAGAGGCAUUAGCUGUGUGCUUUUACCUGCGUGGGAUUGUCCGCCUGGCCCAGGGUCAGUUCCUGCAAGCUCUGCUGGACUUCCAGAACCUGGAGAAAAUCAAUAUGAACUUCUUCCCCUGGGAUCUGGUCAAGCGCACGCUGAAUUCUAUGACUCCCGAGCAGCUUCACACUGUACAGGAGACGGAGGAACUGAAGGGUCUGUUCUUUGGGACCAUGCAGAAACACUGGGAUAUGCUCAAACAGGAGGAAAGCGUGAAGAACUUUGAGCUGCCCAAGAUGCCGCUGAACAAGCAAGACUUUGGAAUCCACAUCCAGGCUGCGGGAAUAGUCAAUAAUCCUAACAACACUGAUCGGCUCUUUGACAUACUCGCAGGAGGGCAACAGAAGCUGAUUGAACCGAAGAUGUUCAACGAGCUGUACUCGCGCUGGAAUGAGAUUAAGUCGGAGGUAGACAACAUGACGUUGCCACCUGAGGCCAUGCAGAAUCUACUGGAAAACGAGCGAAUCACAAAGGUGUCGAACCCCGUGAAGACCAGCUAUGGCCUGGGCCGUGUGGUGCUGAGUCAGAGACGCCUGCUCCUGCUGAUGGAGGCACACCCCUACUGCAAGGAGAUUGCCCGUUUCCGGGACAUCGAGGAAGUGGAGUUCUGUUUACCAGUAUCCAUCUUCCCUCUGAAGAUUCUGGCCCUGAAGAUCAAGGUGCGGGACAAGAAGGAGCCCUUCAUCGCCAAUCUCAAGUCAGAGCGGGACCUGUGGAAGGUGAUCAUCCGGGAGAUGUGUGCAGGGAAGUUUCUGGCAGAUAGGCACAAGGACCCUCAGUACAUUCAGCAGGCACUCAGCAACAUCCAGCUCAUCAAUGCUGUGGCCAAGUGUAGCUUUCACCAACGUCCCAUGACCAUCGCUUCCAAACUGGCAUACCUGGACCAAACAGCUGGACAAGAGCCACCCGCUCUUCCACGGAUGACGUCAGAUGCCCUGAAGCACACCCUUCACCUCACUGAUUCUAAUUCUCCCCCCUACGCGGUUGAUGUCCUGCUGUAUGUUCCUGGUAACCUGGACCCGUGCGAGAGCGCUGACACACACCCGAAGCUGUGGUGUGGUCUGAGUGAUGGCAGGGUGAUGACGUACAAUGCAGCCACAUGGAUCAUGGAGCAACCACCAAUCCAAGCUGGGCAUUCCAAACUGAACUGUAUGAUUGGCAUCGGGUAUGAGCAGGUGUGGCUGGGCUCGGAGGACUCAUCCAUUUACAUCAUUGACGCGCUCACCAUGACCUGCAACAAGAGGUUGGUGGGUCAUCGCAACCAAGUGUCCGACAUGAUCCAGGAGGAGACAGAGGAGAAUGGGGACACUAUCAGUCAGAUUUACUCCUGUAGCCUGGACGGCUCCAUUCUGCUGUGGGACCCGGGACUGAUGGAGAUAAAGAGCCAGUUCCAGUUACCUCAGUGUUGGAGGCUCACGUCCAUUUUGCUGCAUCAUGACCACAUCUGGUGCUGUGUUGAGUACAGUCUGUUGGUCCUUGCUCGAGAUGGGACACAGAUCCAGGAGGUCACCUUGACACCAAGCCCCGAGGGUAGCUCCAACCUCAUGACUGACUUCCUCAUCAUCCCUCAGAGAGAUGAACUUUGGGUUGUGUGCAGCCAGCGAGCGAACCUGUACAUCUGGAAAACAGAUGAUCUCAAGGAUCCAAUUGAAACUAUCCCACUGCCAGGCUGCUCAAACAUUACCUGCAUGAUUCAUGUCAAAAAUCAGGUCUGGGUUGGAGGAGGAGGAACCACCAACAAUGGCAAGGGACGCAUUUAUAUCAUCAACUCGGAGUGCUACUCCCUGGAGAAGGAAUUGGAAGCUCCUUGUGGUGGUAUUGGAGCUCUCUGCUCAGCUGAAGAUCGGUAUGUGUUGAGUGGGACACAGGACAGCAAAGCCAUCAUCUGGAAAGUGGACUGAGGCAUUGGGUACAGGGCCACCAUGACCCUGACUCGGUGUGUUGGACACUAUUUUUCUGUCAGACAGUGUUGGAGGUGGCAGGGUUUCAAUGCCCUUUCUCUCUGUCCCUCUCUUGCUGGGGGCUGGAGGGGUCAUUAGUGGAGCACCAGUGACUAAGGAAUGACCCUCCCUCGCCAGCCCUGUCUCACGAGAGUUUCAGAUGUGCAAUUUUCCCUCUCCACCCUUCCAUCAGAAAAUUCAGACCAUACCUGGAUCAAAGGAGCUGUUUGCCAACUGACCGCAACCCCAAAGAUGCCAACGGCCGAAGGUGACCCUUGGCCAGAAACAAGCAACAGCACAAUUAUUGCAAGAAUGUGUGCAAUGGGAAUAAGAAGACAUCUAACAUUCCUUUGUUUUAAAUCUUAUUUAAACAAUGACUUAGCUACAUAACCAAAUGUGUGUUUUGUGUGGUUGGUUCUAUAGGUCAUAUUUACCUGAAUUAUUUUGUGUCAGACCCCUCUCAGUGUCAGUCCCUGUCCUCACCUUCUUGCUAACACUCUUCGGGGCAGGGAGCUGAGUGGGGCGACAGUCACAGUGAGUUCACAAUCAUCAGAUCACUGCAAAAACAAACUCCGAUGUAUCAACUGACCGUUCCUUCCUUUGGGCAGUUAAUCCCCCCAGUAAACGCUUCAGUAAAACGCAAAGAGCGAAAAUGUGGAGGUGUCGGUGUCGGACUGGGGUGGACAACGUCAGAAAUCACAUGACAUUGGGUUAUAGUGACUUCACCUGAAAAAGGGGCUCCACUCCAAAAGCUUGUGAUUUCAAAUAAACCUGUUGGACUACAACCUGGUGUCAUGCAUUUUCUGACCUUGAAGGGCAAAGACAGAGGGAUUUGAUGUCCUAUUUAACACAUGGGUAAGCAGUGACAGAUCUGAGGGCUGUGCUCUUUUACAUGCACAUUACUCAAAGUGAUUAAGUGUAAACAUUUGAAAGGGAAGCUACUCGCUUCAUCUCUUCCUCCUCUUUGAAGAGGUUAGGAACAGUCAACCAUGGAUCAAAGAUUAAAUACAAGUGAUUUAGCUAGAGGGCAGAGAAACAUCUUCACACAUGUAAGUGGACAAAGUCAGAAGUUGCACAACACCAGUUUGCAGUGGUGACAAAGGAGCAGCGUUCCGAAAGCUUGUGUUUUCGAAUGAACCUGUUGGACUAUAAGCUGGUAUCAUGUGACAUCUUACCUCGUCCACCCCAAUACAACACCGGCACCUUCACAUAAAGGUGGCAUUACUCCCACAUGGAGAAUAUUGUACACAAUUCUCGUGGCCCUUCUGCAGGAAGGAUGUUUUUAAAUGUGAGAGGGUGCAGAAAAGAUUUACAAGGAUGUUGCCACAACUGGAGGAUUUGAGCUGUGUGUAGAGGCUGAAUAAGGAGAGGCUUGUCUUUUUCGUGCAGCAUCAGGGGCUGAGCGGUGACUUCGUCGAGGUUUAUAACAUUGUGGGAAGCAUGGAUAAGGUGACACGAUACAGUCUUUAUCCCCAGGGUAGAGGAGUCUCAAACUAGAGGCAUAGGUUUAAGGGGAGAGGGGAGAAGAUUUAAAAAGGACCAGAGGGGCAACUUUUUCACGCAGAGGCUGGUGCACGUAUGGAAUGAGCUGCCAGAGGAAGUGGAGAAGGCUGGGACAAUUACAACAUUUAAAAGGCAUCUGGAUGGGUACAUGAAUAGGAAGGGUCUAGAGGGAUAUGGGCCAAAUGCUGGCGUUGGGACUAGGUCAGAUUGGGAUGUCUGGUUGGUGUGGGUGAGUUGGACCUGUUUCCUUGCUGUAUGGCUCUAUACCUGGUUGAGGGAGAAACUCUAGUUCAAGAUUGUUUUGUAGAUAGUGAAACACUGCUGGUUGUGAGAAAAAUUGAGUAUGGUGGUUAAAUGUAAUAAUAAAAACAAUUCCCUUCUGUGGAGGAUGAAACUGGACCAGGAAGAAUUGGGCCAAUGGUCCUACUGUAUUGCAAACAGAGAUAGUAGGAACUGCCAAUGCUGGAGAAUCUGAGAUAACGCAGUGUGAAGCUGGAUGAACACAGCAGGCCAA
This is a messenger RNA of Stegostoma tigrinum, 6158 nucleotides long. RefSeq names its product DENN domain-containing protein 3-like. The transcript has 24 exons. The record is from RefSeq and is a predicted model, not a curated record. NCBI's taxonomy places the organism in Eukaryota, Metazoa, Chordata, Chondrichthyes, Orectolobiformes, Stegostomatidae. Bases 287 to 4102 code for a protein of 1271 amino acids. Gene Ontology annotation, biological process: regulation of Rab protein signal transduction. Gene Ontology annotation, molecular function: protein binding. Gene Ontology annotation, cellular component: cytoplasmic vesicle.